Molecule: messenger RNA, 608 nt
Organism: Amborella trichopoda
Lineage: Eukaryota; Viridiplantae; Streptophyta; Magnoliopsida; Amborellales; Amborellaceae
Product: non-specific lipid-transfer protein 1
Biological process (GO): lipid transport
Molecular function (GO): lipid binding
Source: RefSeq, a predicted model, not a curated record
UCCCCAGAACCCACCCUCAAGCGAACCCAACCAACAACAGAGCUAGAGCAGAGUGAGUCCAGAGAGAGAGAAAGUGGGUGCAAUGGGCAGUGUGAAGGUUCAAUGCUUGGUGGCUGUGCUCGUGGCCAUGGUGCUUGUUGCCGAUGGGGCGGUGUCUUGCAACAGUGUCUUCUCCUAUCUCGGUCCCUGUGUACCUUACUUGAGAGGCGGAGGCAAGGUGCCAACGGCUUGCUGCGGCGGGAUUAAGUCUGUGAAUGGGAUGGCUAAGACGACGCCGGACAGACGGGCGGUUUGCGGUUGCUUGAAGCAGGCAGUUGCGGGGAUCAGUGGGAUAAACUACAGCCUGGCGCAAGGGCUUCCUAAGGCCUGUGGAGUUAGUAUCCCUUACACUCUCUCUCCUAGCACCGAUUGCAGCAAGAUCAAGUGAGUGUGCGAGCAUGCAGUUUUACUACAAAUACCAAUAAGAAUGAUCAUCCAUGGAUGUCUCGACUCUUUGAGUGUCUUUUCCGGUUUUUGCUCUUUUUUCUUCCCUCUUGUUUGUAUCUUUGUACCUCCUUUAUCCUAUAAAUAGAUGUGGUAUUUUAUAGAUUGAUAUAGUAUUGAGGCUA